UUCCCAUUACUGUGACUUGUACUGCCUGCCUUUUGAAACAGCAGUUAAAGAGCAACACGUUUCUUUCUGCUGCCUCUCAUCCUCUCAUCCUCUCAUCACAGGUUUAAGAAAACAGGUGUGAAGAUGUUUACAGUGGAAACAAACUUCCUGCUAGUGCUGUCGCUUCUCUCACUGUCAGCUGUUCAGGGUGGUGACUGGGGAGUGAAUUAUCCUCCGCAAGAGAUGUGUGCAUUGAGAGGAUCCUCUGUGGUCAUACCCUGUACAUAUGAUUAUCCUGAAAUCUUUAAGGGCACAGUUUUAACUGUAGUAACUGUGAAGUGGUUCAGGAGUUCUAUUCCUGGUAUUGCUGAUCGCGACACAUACGUGUAUCACAGCACUGGGAUCAAUGUGAGUCUUGAAUAUAAAAACCGGACAGAGUAUCUGGGGAACAAAGUGAAGAACUGCACGCUACAGAUACGUGAUCUGCAAAGCAACGACACUUACAGAUAUUAUUUUAGAUUUGAAACAAAUCAACAAGACGGUAAAUGGACUGGUGCCUCUGGAGUGUCCCUUUCAGUAACUGAGCCCAAGGUUACCCUGGACCCUCCUGUUCCAGACAAUACUGUGAAAGAAGGAUCUUUCGUUAACCUGACCUGUGGCUUUGACCGCUGCACCCUGAGUGAGAGCAGCUUUGUCUGGUACAGGGAGGGGCAGCCAAUCAGAAACAAGAAAUCAAACAAACUUCAGUUUAAUGUUUCUUAUGAGCAUUCUGGGAAGUACUGCUGUGCUUCUGCUGAGAACAGCAGCAUUAAAUCUGAAGAAAUCAACCUGAUUGUGAAUUACUCCCCAAAGAACACCUCAGCCUCAGUCAGGGCUCCCGGUGGAAUAGCGGAAGGGAGCUCAGUGACGCUGACCUGCACCAGCAAUGCAAACCCACCAGUCAGCAGCUACACCUGGUUCAGGAGGGAUGGAAAUGGGGAUGAGGAGAAAGCUCGUCAGCAGCAUCUGAAUUUCAGCAGCAUCACCUCCAGUGACAGCGGAGAUUAUUAUUGUGAAGCUAACAAUACUCUAGGCGUACAGAACUCUUCCUCGGUUCAUCUGAGUGUGACAGGCAGGUAUCGUGAGGAGACGGGUAUUGAAGACUUGAAACAGCACUUAAACAAUUAAAGAUUUGCAUUGUUCAAAUAAAAAAAAAGGAUAAAUAAAAUAAAGUCGUUUGCUAGAAUUUGUUUUCAAAGGUUGUUCAAAUAUAGAUAUGAUCUUUAUCUUUUGACAUUCAUAUUUCGCUUCAUAAUUACUCACAUGUUUUUCACAAUAGGUGAUGGGGUAAUUAGUGUUCCUAAUGGUAAGAAGGCCACUUCUGAUUGGAUAGUAGAAGUGCAGUGUAUGGCCCUGGAGAAAAGGUGCAGGGGAAACGCUUUCCCUUUAUACUGUGAGAGAAUUCAAAUGAAAUGACAGGCCUUUAUUUUUAUAGCAUUAAUUCAAUGCAACCAAUGGAUUCUAGUUAGUAAUAUCUGUGCUGUGCUGUGCUGUGCUGAUAAUGCAAACCCUUUCUUCAUUCUAGUUAGUAAAAUCUGUGCUGAUAAUGCAAACCCUUUCUUUACUCUAGUUAGUAAGAUCUGUGCUGUGCUGAUAAUGCAAACCCUUUCUUUACUCUAGUUAGUAAGAUCUGUGCUGUGCUGAUAAUGCAAACCCUUUCUUUACUCUAGUUAGUAAGAUCUGUGCUGUGCUGAUAAUGCAAACCCUUUCUUUACUCUAGUUAAUAAGAUCUGUGCUGUGCUGAUAAUGCAAACCCUUUCUUUACUCUAGUUAGUAAGAUCUGUGCUGUGCUGAUAAUGCAAACCCUUUCUUUACUCUAGUUAGUAAGAUCUGUUCUGUGCUGAUAAUGCAAACCCUUUCUUUACUCUAGUUAGUAAGAUCUGUGCUGUGCUGAUAAUGCAAACCCUUUCUUUACUCUAGUUAGUAAGAUCUGUGCUGUGCUGUGCUGGGAAUGCAAACCCUUUCUUUACUCUAGUUAGUAAGAUCUGUGCUGUGCUGAUAAUGCAAACCCUUUCCUUCUUUGUGUGUUUUCUUGUCUUGUACAGCGAUCAUGAGAAUGAAUAUGUUAAUAUAUGCAGUGGCUGGGAGUGUGCCUGUGAUCAUCUUGCUUAUCCUGGUGAUUAUCAUUUGCAUCAAGCGGAACAAGAAAGACCAACCAAUCGAAAAAGUGAAUGUGAAAAGCGAAGGAGGGAAUCAGGAGCUCACGGUUAUAAAUACAAUAUAUGAAAAUGUAAAUGGAUUGCCUUCUAGCGGAGGAACGCAAGAGCAUGUAGAGGAGAUACACUAUGGAUCCAUCCAGUUCCAGGAGAGAAACCAGCCUCACGCACCGAUAGAUGAUAAGAACAUCCCUUUAGAAGACUCUGUCAUCUACAGCACAGUUGCCAAGCCAGUCAGCUGAACGAAACGCAGGUUCACAAUUGUGCAGCAAUGCUGAGGAACACGCUGCAGUCAUUCAAGAUCUUUUGCCACGUAUCCUCCUUCAAGCAUUGGGACAGGUGAAGAAAUGUCGAGCAACGGAAGGAGGGCACGUGCUUUACCAACACAGAGCCCUUGCUUACCAGAGUGUGAGCAACCCCAAUCUGAGUCUUCACGAGCAGCAUGUGUACAUGCAGUUAAAAUGUCACGACUCUCUGUCUCAAGGAAAGAAACGCAAUGUCAGAUUCUUGUGUAAAAGCAAAGCUCAUUUAUUAGUAUUUGUUUCUUAAAUCCACAAAGCAAGGUGACAGUCAGUAAAUUACAU
Molecule: messenger RNA, 2758 nt
Organism: Acipenser ruthenus (sterlet)
Lineage: Eukaryota; Metazoa; Chordata; Actinopteri; Acipenseriformes; Acipenseridae
Product: B-cell receptor CD22-like
Exons: 9
Coding region: 124-1146 (340 amino acids)
Source: RefSeq, a predicted model, not a curated record